CCAAUCAUAGCCCUCGCGUUAAUCCCGGCCCUCCUUUCGGUCGCCAGGCUGUCCACCCUCCCGCACAGCGGCGCACCGUGCACUGGGACCCGCGGUUGGUCACCCAUGGAGCUUAUUUGGCCAAGUGGGUCCUGGACUCGCUCCAGAGUGGCCCACUUGAAUAUUCCAGAGCAUUCUCGCGCUUCAUACUUAGCUCCCUUUCGACGAUGUCCGCGAUGCCCAUCAUGAUCAUAGUCGAGGUCUGAUAGUGGGCCACAGUCGAGGUCUGAUAUCGGCGCUGUAGAUUGUAGAGAUUCAUGGGCUUAUCACAUGUGUCGCGCGUCAUCAGAAGCGCUGCUAUAUCCAUCCAGCUGCUUUACAAUUACACUGACACGACUUGAUUGCCGCCCCGCGGAGACACACAACGCUCGCCGCAUCACAGCGGCCUUCAUGUCUGCGGCUUGCCAACCAAGGCAGUGUGUCUCACCCUCUUUCGGCUCUCUCUUAUUCAUUCUCUUCCGUACUCUCACUCUCCAAAAAUAAACUCUGAUUUCUCUAUAUCUUUCUCGACCGUCCGACACCAGCAAGAUCCAAGCCAUGCCGUCCUCGAGCGCUGUCUCUGACAAGCGCCCCGCCAGCACCUUCAUCGGCGCAGUCGAGGACGAGUGGCAGCUCUACACGUCCGUUCUCCUCUCUUUCUCCUCUCUCUCCCUUCUCUCUCUUCCUCCUCGUCGCCGUCACCCUGAUCAUCUUGACCUCCAUUCUGAUAAUCAAUAUCGACUCACAUCCGAUGAUGUCCCCUACAGCGACAACGCAGCAGAUUACACACUCGGCCCCGCAAUCGGUUUCGGUGCAUCAUCGACCGUCUACUCCGCAAUUCACCACCCCCCACCCACCCCAUCCUCCCCCACUCCAAACCCCGUCCCCUGCGCGCUCAAAGUCCUCGACCUCGACAAACUGCCCCCACACUCCCUCCGUCUCCUCGAACGCGAGACCCAACUGAUGUCCUUAUCCAAACACCCGAACGUCCUCCGUGUGCGAGGAAGCUGGAUCGAGGGACACAAACUGCAUAUCGCGCUCAGGCUCAUGAAUGCAGGCAGUGCCGCGGACGUGAUGAGGUAUGGAUGGCCGGGUGGGAUGUCCGAGGAGGUCGUGAGGUGUAUACUGAAGCAGGCGUUGGAGGGUCUCAAUUACCUCCACAUAAACGGCUUCAUCCACCGCGACGUCAAAGCCGCAAACCUCCUCAUAGACGACGACGGCACCGUCCUCCUCGGCGACCUCGGCGUCGCCGCGCCUCUACACGACGAAGACCACACCCAUCCCCAUCUUAACACUAAAGAGAACGGUACGAAUUCGAAGACGGAUAGGAGCGUUGUGUUCGAUGCGGUGGGGAAUACGCCGCCGAGGAGGGCGAGGGUGGGGAAGAGGAGGUCGUUCGUUGGAACUCCGUGCUGGAUGGCGCCCGAGCUGAUCUCGGGGAAACAUUACGACUCGAGCGCCGAUAUCUGGAGUUUCGGUAUCACGGCGCUGGAGCUCGCGCAGGGACGCGCGCCGAGGUCGAGAGAGUCGUCGCAUAAUGUUUUGCUCAAGACUGUGCAAGACGCGGCGCCGACGCUAGAUCGCGACGGAGGGGUGCAUAAGUAUUCGCGCGCGUUUCAGGAGGUCGUGGGCAAGUGUCUUGCGAAGGAUCCGGCUGGACGACCGACCGCGGCCCAACUCCUCCAAACCCCCUUCUUCAAGAACGCGAAACGGAAAUCAUACCUCGUCGGGACUAUCCUCCACGACCUCCCACCAAUCGUCCAACGCCUCGAACGUCUCCAAGCCCGCAACGCAACAUUACACCGCACCAUCGACUCUUGGGAUUUCUCGACGUCUUUGUUGCCCGGGCUCUUACACGGACACGGACACGGACACGGACAUCACCACCACCACCACCAGCACGGACCGGGGAUAUCGAGAAGGGGAAGCGCGGAUAGUCAUUCGUAUGUAAGACAGGGGAGGAUGAGUGGUGAUGGACAUGGGAGGGUGAGUAGUGAUGGACAUGGGAGGAUGAGCGGGGACGGACAUUCGAUGAGGAGUAUUGCGAGUUCGAGGAGGGAGCGUGGGAUAAGUGGGGAUGGAGGGGGAGGGGGAGAGGUGUUUGAGCUUGAUGAGGUUUUUGGGACGGGGGCGGGGGCGGAAGAAGUUGUGGAGGACGAGGAUGAGGACGAGGAGGAAGGGGCACCAUCAUCAUCAUCGGCCUCUGGUUCUCAACGGUCUUCGUCUCCCGAUUCUACACACAGCAACAGCGCCCCGUCCGCAUCCUCGCCUGAGGACACACCCGAUUCGACACAAGAGCCCAGCUCCCAACCCGAAGCACACGCCCCCACCGCAACCAACGAUCUCUCCUCAUCCCCACCGCACCGGCCCUCACACUCACCUCCAACUCCAAUCCCAACCCCCCUCCCCUCAACCACCAACUCCCUCUCCCCAACCCGCCCAGCCCACUCCCGCACGCCCUCCACCCGCUCCACUCUCUCAUCCGUAUUCAACGACUCCACGGAAGGUAUCGGGCUCUCUUCGUCGCCGCCUAGUCUCGUUGUGGGGUUGCCUUCGAGUGCUGGGAGUAGUGGAGGAGGGGGAGGAGGGGGUGGGGGAGGUGGAUUUAGUGGAAGUCCGGUGGGCGGUCUGUGGAGGAGGUUGAGGAAGGGAAGUAUGGGCGUUGUGAGUGGAAGUAAUGGCGGGGUGGCUGGCGCGGAGGAUAAUAGUGAUGCGGAUGCGAAUUCACACGCGAACGGGGCGGUGAAGGGUGCGAAGAGGAGGACGGGGAGUUUUGGGCUCGCGGUGGGUGGGAGGGUCGGGUUGUUGGGGAGGAGGAAGGGACGGGAGAGGGAGGAGGAGGCUGUUGUUAGUUCGUAGUUGCGCUUGUUUGGAAGGCGAGGGGCAGAGAAGGCUGGUUGUGCAACCGUUUCGACUUUUAAGCCAGUGUAAGUUUUGGGUGUAUGAUCAUGUCAUCGUUUUCUUGGUUCCUUCCUUUACCUAUCUAUUUUCGGGGUUUUACUUUACCAUUUCAGGUUUCAACACCUCAUCCUAAUACCCCACUCCAUCACUCUCCAUCUUUCCUAUGUGUACCACUUCCCAAUCACCUACAUUCGGGUGCUGUAGCAAUGUAUCAUCAU
Stereum hirsutum FP-91666 SS1 is the source of this 3137-nucleotide messenger RNA. RefSeq names its product kinase-like protein. Gene Ontology annotation, biological process: protein phosphorylation. The record is from RefSeq and is a predicted model, not a curated record. The transcript is spliced from 6 exons. Lineage: Eukaryota; Fungi; Basidiomycota; Agaricomycetes; Russulales; Stereaceae. Gene Ontology annotation, molecular function: ATP binding; protein kinase activity; protein serine/threonine kinase activator activity. Bases 577 to 2877 code for a protein of 766 amino acids.